Scedosporium apiospermum is the source of this 2412-nucleotide messenger RNA. RefSeq lists its product as uncharacterized. The transcript is spliced from 3 exons. Gene Ontology annotation, biological process: regulation of actin filament polymerization. Bases 1 to 2412 code for a protein of 803 amino acids. Gene Ontology annotation, cellular component: site of polarized growth; cortical actin cytoskeleton; actin filament. The record is from RefSeq and is a predicted model, not a curated record. Gene Ontology annotation, molecular function: actin filament binding. Lineage: Eukaryota; Fungi; Ascomycota; Sordariomycetes; Microascales; Microascaceae.
AUGGCAUCACUCAAUCUAUCCACGAAUGGUCCUUCGAUCAAAAGCAGCUAUCAGGCCGUCGUUAAUGCUGCCCUUCCCUCGUCUGGCUCGCCCACGUAUGGUCAUUGGGCUCUGUUCUCUGUCCAGGCCCCCCUCCUAAACGCAUUCCAGCCCACCGCCGCCAAGGAGAGUGUGCUAAAGGUAGAAACUACAGGAGAUGGUGAGCUUGCCGAUCUAGUCGAAGACUUCAACGAGGGCCGCAUACAAUUCGCCUUCCUCAAGGUCAAGGAUCCCAAUAGCGGACUACCGAAAAACGUUCUCAUCGCAUGGUGUGGAGGCGGCGUUCCCGAGCGUACCAAGGGCUACUUCACCAGCCACCUUGCCGCCGUUGCGAAGAUUCUACACGGCUACCACGUCCAAAUCACCGCCCGAUCCGAUAGCGACGUCGUUCCCGAGACGAUUAUCCAAAAGGUGGCGGAUGCCUCGGGAGCCAAGUACUCUGCAGGUUCUGCCGCGCCUGCACCGGCCCCACGCCCGACACCUCCCGCCAGCAAGCCCGUAUUUACGCCAACUACCUCGAGCGCCGGACGCAUCAACCCUAUAGUCGCGGCACGAAACAGGAGGAAUGACGCCGUCGAUGAUGAUGGAUGGGGCGCCGAUGCACCCCAGGUCACGCGGACUCAGCUGGAGAAGGUGGAAUCAGCUUAUAAGCCUACCAAGGUGAAUAUAGCUGAGCUCACUAGGCAGAAGCCUGCAGAACCCUCUAGGUUUGGCUCCUCGGCGGCUCGGGACUCCGGUCAUUCGGACGUUGUUGGGGGCGGCUAUCAGCCAGUUGGAAAAGUGGACAUUGCCGCGAUCCGCGCCGCCGCCAAAAACCAGGAAGACCUUCGACCUACACCAGUAAAGGGUGCUUAUGAGCCAGUUGGCAAAGUUGACAUCGCGGCAAUUCGGGCUCGUGCGCAGGCGGCCCCGUCAAGAGAGGAGCCGGAGCAGCCUGCCCCCAAGAGUCUGGCUGAGCGCAGUGCGGCUUUCUCCCAGCCUGAGCAGUCCGAACGUCUCACGAGCCUGCCCAAGCCCAAGGUUAGCAACAGAUUUGGAUCGUCAACCUCCGCCUUCACCGGCACCAAGCCUCCCGCCCCUGGUGGUCUUGGUUACUCCAAGCCCGCUGCUCCUGCCCCUCCUGUGGUAGGCGCUGCGAGCCGUACCUUUGCGGAUCAAGGAGGCAAGACCCCCGCGCAAAUCUGGGCAGAGAAAAAGGGAAAGAGGGAUGGCCUCGGUUCUGCCACCACUAUAACCCCUCCGUUGGCCUCGCCCAUCGGCUCCCAGAAGAGUGGCGGCGGUGAGUGGAAGAGCGGAUAUACUGGCAAAUCGUGGGCUCCUGUUCAGACCUCCAACUUCGGACGCGGUAUCACCGGGCAGAUGACUGGCGGAAGCGAGCAGAGCGCCGGCCACCCACACCAGGAGGAAGAGGAGCCGACAUCUGGAGGCGGCGUAGCUUCUUUGAAAGAACGAUUCAAGGACACGCAGCCCAUCUCCGCGCCUGCCCCAUCGGCGCCGUCUGUGCCUAGAGUCGCCGACUCACCACCACCACCACUCCCCAGCUCUACCCGACCUCCCGGUGCAUUUGCUCUCCCCGGAAUGCCAGCUCGCCCGCCGCCAGCUGAUGAGUACGAGGAGGAACCGGAACGAUCUCCCUCGCCUCCCCGCGUUGCAGUUCCUGUUCCGCGCAGUCCUUCGCCUCCUCGCGAACCCCCUCGAGCCUUACCUGUUCGACCCAAGGAAGAGGAGCCAGUCAGGCAGCCGUCUCCUGUUCGAGAAAGAGAGAGCUACCACGCCCCUGCCGUCCCUACCGCCGCUGCCAUCGUCGGUGCUGGUGUCGGUGUAGGUGUGGGGGCAGCAGCAGCCGCAGCGGUUGCCCACAGCUACGGAGACGACGCUACCCAUGCCGCCGAAGAACCAAUUAGCAGUGGGCAGAGGGCUAUCGUUGUCUACGAUUACGAAAAGGCUGAGGACAACGAGAUUGACCUUCGCGAGGACGAGUACGUCACUGAUAUAGAUAUGGUUGACGAGGAUUGGUGGCUCGGCACCAACAGCCAGGGUGACCGCGGUCUGUUCCCUAGCAACUACGUCAAGGUGGUGGACGAGGACGAUCAGGACGUUACGGUAGCGCAACAAAUUCCAGAGCCGGCUGCCGUUCCGGCCCCCAACCCCGUCCCUGCCUCCUCCCCGGCCGCCGUCCAGCCGUCAGCUCCUUCGGCAGGACCCACGGCCACUGCUCAAUUCGAUUACGAAGCUGCGGAGGAUAAUGAGCUUUCUUUCGCCGAAGGAGACAUCAUCACAGAUCUCGAAUUCCCCGAUGAAGAUUGGUGGUUCGGACACUUGCACGGCGCCUCUGGUUUGUUCCCUGCCAACUAUGUAGAACUGAACCAGUAA